CUUUUGUCCUCCCAUAAUGAUUCCUUUUGCACACACUAGGAAUAACUUCUUUUCCAAGUUCUCUCACUCAUUCCUUCAUCUCACAUUCUACGAAAAGGCCUUACAAAUAAAUCCAUCUUAGUCAUUAAGAAAGGAGAACAAAUCCAUUAGUUGAGAUAAAAGAGAAAAUUUCAGAGACUUGUUUUAGUUCCAAGGAGAUGGUUAAGGUAACUAUAGUUGGAAGGGUAAGCGAUGGAUUGCCUCUAGCACAAGGACUGAGAUACAUGAAUGAAGAGUAUGGAUAUCUUUCAUGUUACAGGCAACAAGCAGAGUUCAUACUCCGAGAAUUUUCAAGGGGAGCAUUAACAGCUCCCAAGAUGACUAUUCAUAUUGAUAAUUUCUGCUUCAACUACUUGGUCGAGAACGGAGUUGUUUUCAUUGUGUUGUGUGAGUCCACGUACCCAAGAAAACUGGCCUUCCAUUACCUACAAGAUAUACAAAAGGAGUUUGAGAAGUUUGAUAAAACCCUCAUAGGCAAAAUCACAAGGCCAUACAGCUUUGUCAAAUUUGAUGGUAUAAUCGCAAACAUUAGCAGACAAUACAUUGAUACAAGAACUCAGGCCAACCUAUCAAAACUUAACGCUAACCGGAAACAAGAUUUAGAUAUUGCCACUGAAGACAUUUACAAAAUUUUAGAAAGGAAGAGAAAUUCAGAAACAAUGAGAAGAUUACCGGUUACUCCUCAACCUGAAUCCACAAUAUGGUGCUCCCCACAACUUGAGGUGAUUGCAUUGAAAUGGACACCUAUUAUGAUCAUUGUCAUUACUUCGAUGGCUCUUUUAUGGGCUAGCUUAGCCCUCACAGAUGACUUUAUUGUUUGAAGCUGGUGGCAAUCCCUCAGAUCAUGACUAAAGAUGAUGGUUUAAUACCAUAAAACUUCAAUACGCUGCAAGGACUUAAAAUAUGUCAUGGCCCACUAGUAUUAAAUUUGAUACAACAUUGAUGUUGCAGAAAAAAUAAAGAUAUGGAGUGGCCCAUUGCCAUCCCUUCCCCAGCACAUAAUCCAGGGAAAACAGAGAAAGAGAGAUACAGAUUGAAGAAAAACUCUGAUUUGUCACGGAAUUUCUACUCUCUACCUUGAAAGUGAAAAUUUUCCUUUUAAAUGAGCUAGUAGCCUAGUACACUGACUUGUGCACUCACACGAGUUGCGCAUUGAUAUUUUUAUAUGUACUAAAUCAUUUGUAAAUAUGGUAACAAAUUGGUAUUUAUCAAAUUUAUCAUAUAAUUUAUGAUUAUUAUAUAUAUUAA
Messenger RNA from Glycine soja, 1287 nucleotides. Its product is annotated as 25.3 kDa vesicle transport protein. The record is from RefSeq and is a predicted model, not a curated record. Gene Ontology annotation, biological process: retrograde vesicle-mediated transport, Golgi to endoplasmic reticulum; vesicle fusion with Golgi apparatus; endoplasmic reticulum to Golgi vesicle-mediated transport. The transcript is spliced from 5 exons. NCBI's taxonomy places the organism in Eukaryota, Viridiplantae, Streptophyta, Magnoliopsida, Fabales, Fabaceae. The coding region runs from base 198 to 860 and encodes 220 amino acids. Gene Ontology annotation, cellular component: endoplasmic reticulum-Golgi intermediate compartment; ER to Golgi transport vesicle membrane; SNARE complex. Gene Ontology annotation, molecular function: SNAP receptor activity.